Messenger RNA from Peromyscus maniculatus bairdii (prairie deer mouse), 4804 nucleotides. The record is from RefSeq and is a predicted model, not a curated record. Lineage: Eukaryota; Metazoa; Chordata; Mammalia; Rodentia; Cricetidae.
UGACUGGAUGAGGAGUGGGUUAGGGAGUUUAGAACUUGUCGGUGUGCCCAGCUGGUGGGCGUCAAGCGUUCUUGGUGUGGAGUAGACUUGGGCGUAGAGGCGGGUGGAAGACGUUUGAAUCCCCGAGAUUGCUGGGAAGGGCUCGGUGAAGUAGGAGACAGGCUUCUGUGGCUUCUUAGGUGACCCCCUUAUUAUUGAAUACCGGAGUGUUUGGAUCCCCGAGAUCCUGAUGGGUGGCUCGGGAACUUGAGUCCUGGAGGCGUCCUGAAGUUGAGAGGAGCCAGAGGAGCCGUGGCUCUGAAGUCAGAGAGGGUGGAGCCUCUGCACUGGCUCCCUAAGGGUCGCGGCUGCCCCUGCUUGCUGGUUAGCUGCCCGAGGGGCAACUGUACACAGAGACGAAUAGAAACUGGGAAGGAGGCUGCGGGGAGGGGGGGUGCCCACAGGCCCAACUGGAGGCUGUGACAACCUGCUGGCUGUGGACCCGAGCCCUUGGAAUUCACGCAGGUGCCAGGGUUGGAGCCUUUCCUGCCGAGGCGCUUCAGCAGCCCCUCCCCUCCUGAAGGAUGCUCGCGGCCCGCCCCCCCUGGACGCAGGGGGGUGACGCUGCGGGAGCCGCCGCCGCCGCUGCCGCCCGUGCCGCUGGAGGGGCGGGGACUGCGCGGAGCACCGCUUCCCUCCCUGCCCCAACGGUGGGACUUGGGGUCCAAUGGGGGAGAGAUCUGCUUACCAGCGCCUGGCUGGGGGCGAGGAGGGACCGCAGAGGCUGGGGAGCAGCAGCAUGCAGCCGGAGGAGGGGACAGGCUGGCUGUUGGAGCUGCUGUCCGAGGUGCAGCUACAGCAGUAUUUCCUGAGGCUCCGUGAUGACCUCAACAUCACCCGCCUGUCCCACUUUGAGUAUGUCAAGAACGAAGAUCUGGAAAAGAUUGGCAUGGGCCGGCCUGGUCAGAGGCGUCUGUGGGAGGCCGUGAAGAGGAGGAAGGCCGUGUGCAAACGCAAGUCGUGGAUGAGCAAGGUGUUCAGUGGAAAGCGGCUGGAGGCCGAGUUCCCGCCCCAUCAGUCGCAGAGCACCUUCCGGAAGCCCUCGCCCACCCCGGGCGGCCUGGCGGGGGAGGGGACCCUGCAGAGCCUAACCUGCCUCAUCAGUGAGAAGGACCUGCGCCUCCUGGAGAAGCUGGGGGACGGCUCCUUUGGCGUGGUGCGCAGGGGCGAGUGGGAUGCCCCUGCGGGGAGGACGGUGAGCGUGGCGGUAAAGUGCCUGAAGCCGGAUGUGCUGAGCCAGCCAGAGGCCAUGGACGACUUCAUCCGGGAGGUCAAUGCCAUGCAUACACUUGACCACCGGAACCUCAUUCGCCUGUACGGUGUGGUGCUCACACCGCCCAUGAAGAUGGUGACGGAACUGGCACCUCUGGGAUCUCUGUUGGACCGACUACGGAAACACCAAGGUCAUUUCCUCUUGGGGACUCUGAGCCGCUACGCCGUGCAGGUGGCCGAGGGCAUGGGCUACCUGGAGUCCAAGCGCUUCAUUCACCGGGACCUAGCUGCUCGGAACCUGCUGUUGGCUACCCGUGACCUGGUCAAGAUCGGGGACUUCGGACUAAUGCGGGCUCUGCCCCAGAACGAUGACCACUACGUCAUGCAAGAACAUCGCAAGGUGCCCUUUGCCUGGUGUGCCCCUGAGAGCCUGAAGACACGGACCUUCUCUCAUGCCAGUGACACCUGGAUGUUUGGGGUCACACUGUGGGAGAUGUUCACGUAUGGCCAGGAGCCCUGGAUUGGCCUCAAUGGCAGCCAGAUCCUGCAUAAGAUUGACAAGGAAGGAGAGCGCCUGCCCCGGCCUGAGGACUGCCCCCAGGACAUCUACAACGUCAUGGUCCAGUGCUGGGCCCAUAAGCCAGAGGACAGACCCACGUUUGUGGCCCUUCGGGACUUCCUGCUGGAGGCUCAGCCUACUGACAUGCGGGCCCUUCAGGACUUUGAGGAGCCGGACAAGCUGCACAUCCAGAUGAAUGACGUCAUCACCGUCAUCGAGGGACGGGCUGAGAACUACUGGUGGCGUGGCCAGAACACCCGGACGCUGUGUGUGGGACCCUUCCCUCGAAAUGUGGUGACCUCCGUGGCCGGCCUGUCGGCUCAGGACAUCAGCCAGCCUCUACAGAACAGCUUUAUCCACACGGGGCACGGUGACAGUGACCCCCGCCACUGCUGGGGAUUCCCUGACAAGAUUGAUGAACUGUAUCUGGGAAACCCCAUGGACCCUCCUGACCUGCUGAGUGUGGAGCUGAGCACCUCCCGACCCGCCCAGCAUCUGGGAAGGGUGAAAAGGGAGCCUCCACCUCGCCCACCUCAGCCUGCCAUCUUCACUCAGAGUAAGUGGGGCUGCUCAGGAUGCCUCGGCCCCCGCCCCUGCCCUCCCUCUCCUCUCACUUCUCUUCUGGAAGAGCCGACAUACGACCCUGUGAGUGAGGACCAAGACCCCCUGGCCAGCGACUUCAAGAGGCUGGGCCUGAGGAAGCCGGCCCUGCCCCGGGGGCUGUGGCUGGCGAAGCCCUCGGCCCGCGUGCCGGGCACCAAGGCGGCCCGCGGCGGCGGGGGCGGCGGCGGGGGCGAGGUCACGCUCAUCGACUUCGGGGAGGAGCCCGCGGUCCCAGCCCCGCGGCCCUGUGCACCCUCCCUGGCACAGUUGGCCAUGGAUGCCUGCUCCCUGCUGGACAAGACGCCCCCCCAGAGCCCGACGCGGGCACUGCCCCGGCCCUUACACCCCACGCCCGUGGUAGACUGGGACGCCCGCCCGCUGCCCCCGCCCCCUGCCUACGACGAGGUGGCCCAAGAUGAGGAUGACUUUGAGGUCUGCUCCAUCAACAGCACGCUCGUGGGCGCAGGGCUCCCUGCCGGGCCGAGCCAGGGCGAGACCAAUUACGCCUUUGUGCCCGAGCAGGCGCAGGCGCAGCUGCCCCCUGCCCUGGAGGACAACCUGUUCCUUCCCCCGCAGGGUGGCGGCGCCAAGCCACCCAGCCUGGCCCAGACGGCGGAGAUUUUCCAGGCCCUGCAGCAGGAGUGUAUGCGGCAGCUCCAGGUCCCCGCUGGCCCGCUGACCCCCUCCCCGACCCCCGGAGGCGAUGACAAGCCCCAGGUGCCACCCCGGGUGCCUAUCCCCCCUCGGCCCACACGUCCACGUGUGGAGCUAUCUCCGGCUCCCCCGGGUGAGGAAGAGGCGAGCCGGUGGCCUGGACCUGCCUCCCCUCCCCGAGUGCCUCCCCGGGAACCCCUGUCCCCUCAAGGUUCAAGGACCCCGAGCCCCCUGGUGCCGCCUGGCAGCUCUCCAUUACCGCACCGGCUCUCCAGCUCGCCUGGAAAGCCCAUGCCCACCACCCAGAGCUUCGCCUCCGACCCUAAGUAUGCCACGCCCCAAGUGAUCCAGGCCCCCGGCCCGCGGGCUGGCCCCUGCAUCCUGCCCAUUGUCCGCGAUGGCAGGAAGGUCAGCAGCACUCACUACUACCUGCUGCCCGAGCGCCCUGCUUACCUGGAGCGCUACCAGCGCUUCCUUCGGGAGGCCCAGAGCCCCGAAGAGCCUGUGCCCCCCCUCCUGCUGCCCCCACCCAGUACCCCCGCCCCCGCCGCCCCCACUGCCACGGUCCGACCCAUGCCUCAGGCUGCCCCAGACCCAAAGGGCAACUUCUCCACCAAUAACAGCAACCCGGGGGCUCGGCCCCCGGCCCCGAGGGCCACCGCCCGGCUGCCGCAGAGGGGCUGCCCAGGGGAUGGGCAAGAGGCUGCCCGGCCAGCAGACAAGAUCCAGAUGCUGCAGGCCAUGGUGCAUGGGGUGACCACAGAGGAGUGCCAGGCGGCCCUGCAGAGCCACAGCUGGAGCGUGCAGAGGGCUGCCCAGUAUCUGAAGGUGGAACAGCUCUUUGGGCUGGGUCUCCGGCCACGGGUGGAGUGCCACAAAGUGCUGGAGAUGUUUGACUGGAACCUGGAGCAAGCUGGCUGCCACCUUCUGGGUUCCUGUGGCCCUGCCCACCACAAACGCUGACAGUCGUCCGGAGAGCGGCGGUCUGCCCUAAAGGAACCACUUGAACCUGUCUGUGGGACAAGGGUGGGGAGAUGCCCCGUCUCCGGCCUGGAGGACCCACCUCUGCGGGCUGCUCCCAGUGGACACCGAGAGACCCAGGGGGCCGGGGGCCCCACCUCGCCCACCUCACUCACCCACCCAGCGCUGUUCUGCACACCUUGGUUCAGCCCUCCGUGCCCCAGCCAAGAGGUGGGAAGGAGCCUUGUGAAGGCAAGACGGGCCACCGCCUGGCCGGCCCCGCGUGUGACCUGCCUCUGGCUCCAGAUCAAGGCUGGGCUGGUGGUUCGAGUGUGCCUCAGGCUCUGCCCUGGGGGAACUAGACCGAGGAAGCAUGGCUUGACUUGGGCAAGAAGGAUGUGUUGGCCACGCAGAAGGGUAGGCCGGCAUCCAGCAGGCCCUCCCAAGGGCUGGGCCCUUUUCCAGGGCGCCCCUGUAGGCAUUUGGAGUACUGGACAGAAUGUGACCUGUGGCUUCACUGUGAACUUGUGGGCUUGGCUGCUCUUAGGAUCUUGUACCCGGAAACAGCCUCAAAGUGGCUCAGAAGCAGAGAGAGGGCCCCGCAAGGCCCCGGGAUCGGAAGGAGACCCCAGGGGCACCAGUAUUUUCCUGUUUGACCCCUGCUCUUCCUGUUGCUGUUCGAUGUGUUCCCAUCAACCUCUGUUGCCAAAGUUGCUGCCCCCAGCUACGGAUACCUGCUUCUUCCAGAGAAAUAAAUUCCGUUUCUAUUUUAUGUUA